Molecule: messenger RNA, 551 nt
Organism: Aplysia californica (California sea hare)
Lineage: Eukaryota; Metazoa; Mollusca; Gastropoda; Aplysiida; Aplysiidae
Product: TNF receptor-associated factor 6-B
Biological process (GO): positive regulation of JNK cascade; regulation of canonical NF-kappaB signal transduction; tumor necrosis factor-mediated signaling pathway
Cellular component (GO): plasma membrane signaling receptor complex
Molecular function (GO): zinc ion binding
Source: RefSeq, a predicted model, not a curated record
AUUUUACUUCCUGGAACUAACGCUGUUUUUCCCACUGAUUGAAGUGGGUUUGUUGUUGCGUGGUCGAUCAAAAUAUGCCUUGAUCAUUAUGAGUCGUCAGCCUCCUAUUGCUGUCUCUGCUGGUGUAGAAUGAUCAUACAAGAUGUGAGCCAGUGUGAGUUGUGGGAACAAUGAGCUACUACAGCAGCACCAGCACGGAGCAGGCCACUUUCCCCAGCGGGGGGAGCAGCUACCCGUCCUCGCUGUCGGAAACCAUGGAGGGCUACGAGUACGACUUUGUGCCGCCCCCCGAGCCGCGCUACGAGUGCCCCAUCUGUCUGCUCAUCCUCCGAGAGCCGCGCCAGACCAAGUGCGGGCACAGGUUUUGCCGAGACUGCAUCCUGCGGGCGCUGAGAGACUCCAGCGCUCGAUGCCCCGUGGAUAACGAAGGACUCACAGAGGCUGAUUUGUUUCCCGAUAAUUUUGCCAAAAGGGAAAUCCUGAAUUUUGAUAUACGCUGCCCGAACAACAAAGAUGGAUGUGAAAAGAUCUUGCCUUUGGGCAAACUUCAG